This is a messenger RNA of [Torrubiella] hemipterigena, 2040 nucleotides long. NCBI's taxonomy places the organism in Eukaryota, Fungi, Ascomycota, Sordariomycetes, Hypocreales, Clavicipitaceae. The record is from the annotation of a GenBank genome assembly.
UCCUCCCCACCCUACUACGCUCAACUGGAGAGUUUGUCUUCUUCAAAAAUUUCCAAGACGAGAAAAGAAAAUCAUCCAAAUCAUGUCUAGUUUUGAAGACGAAGCCUCACCUCGAGACCCGUUUCUCAAAAAUGAAGUCGACACAGAGUUCAACUCAUUGCCUGACUAUUCCCCUUCCCAGGCGAAACAAAGGGCUGCGGCGAGAGCAAGAACCUGGCCAUUGAUCUUUUCUACGGCCUUCUUUGCUUUUAGCACUGCCGUAUUGCUCUUCCGGUUGCACACAGGGACGGGAAGUUAUGCCAAUAAGCAGUUGUGUGUUGACAAUCCCCGAGGGCUACCUCUCGGACCAGAGGAAAACUACCGAGGCAUAGACAUGACCUUCACGGGCGCUCUCACCUGGAACUCGAGUGGCGAUUUGAUCAACGACUACGUACCCGGCCAGAGGCGCUGGUCGGGCCCUCCAACCCCAAACAUGGACGAAGCUUGGGAUGGCUUGGAAGAAUUCUGGACCGUGCUCCUCGAAGGCGAUGAAGCGGACAAUGUCCGCGACCAGACCCUCUUGCAAAAUGGAUACUGGGUUACCGGACUCGACGUAUUCCACCAACUGCACUGCCUGGACUCCCUCCGCAGGGCCACCUACCCUGAAUUCUAUGAGCAUGAGGGCACACCGGAUCACUGGCACCUCCACAUAGACCAUUGCGUUGAUUAUUUGCGUCAGGCUAUCAUGUGCCAUGGCGACACGAGCCCAAUGACAUUCAAAUGGCAUGCUAGCGCCCAGCGCUACGGGCCCGACUUCGCCUCGACGCGCUUCUGUCGCAGGAGGUUCGAUGAUAUCGUCGACUGGUCGCGUGCGAGGACCCCUCAAGCCAGAAGAGGCACAACAGGAAAAGAAACUGCGAAGAACGGGAUCAAUAUCUAUAACGAUACGAUCGCGGGAGUUGACCCUCAUUGGCUUGAAACCCAUCCAGAGCGGAGGAGGUCGACUUACAGCCCCUAAAUGCUAUUGUCAGAUUCAUGCUUUUCAUUAGAAUAGGUUAUUAUUACUAUGGGUGUUUCUGUGCUAGGAACAGCUGCUUCUAAAGACAGUAUGAGGUUUUUGACAGAUGUGCCAGGUCGGGGUUGAUGUGGUACUGGCCAUAGAUGCUGCUGGCGUCGUUCCUCAACCACUCUUCUUUUAGCCAUUAUGGCUACAAAUUUAGUGUUGAGCCUCACCCUUUUCUAUCUACUGGUGUAGAUUAGAAACGUAACGUUGCUUCUAUCAAAGCUUUGACUGCUAGUUCUGGUUAUAAGGGCAGUUGGGGAGCUAGGUAUCCCUAAUACAAAACGGCCCUCUAGCCUAGACUAGAUAAUACUAUUGAUAGUGAAAUGGUGAAGAUUUGGGUAGUAAGAAACAGAAAACGCUUCGCAAAUAGAGUCAGACAUGGCUGGUUUUAAUCUAGCGGCAUUGAUACUGGGGUUCUGGAUUGUCAUAUUUCCUGCUACUCUAUGCAUACCUCGAGUGAGCUGCAACGUCUACUGUUAAAUACUUGGUUGACAGAGAGCACAGAAAAAAAGUCAGAGGAAAGAAUGAUAAACAGACGCUCCCUAUUAAGGUACAAAAUAGAGUUUAUUUGGGGAAGGGACACUGUUUAGCAUCCGUGGCCAGUCUCUCACAACGAAUGGCACUGGAGCGAGGAUGUACACAGUCCUCGCCCAUGUUCUUCAACUCUUUGAUCAAGCUAAACUCGUUGUUAAGUCCACUGUCAUUACAUCCUUUAUCGCAUGAAUAUUUGCAUUUGAAGCCCUUGGCGACCUUGUACAGGCUGGGCAUGCAAGCCUUAGGGCAGAGCGCAGCGGCUUCACGAGGGACUGCAAGUUUGCUAGCCAUGGAAGAAUCGGACCUGUCGGCGAAUACUGUAACAGAUGCUGCACCAGCGAGCAUUAACCAAGUAAGUUGGACCAUGGCGUUAACCCAGUUAUGCGGGUGGCUACAGGCGCUGUGUUAGGCAAUAUCAAUUAUAGAGUAUAGCAUACAGUGAAGAUAUCUAAGUUGGUGAUCUU